UUACUAAAAUUGUUCUUUAGUAAUUUAGAUCAUGUCUUUAACUGUCUCAAGGAACAAUGGCACCUACAAAGAAGUAUCUGAAAGAUGUUGUUCCGACCUUACCAAAGGGUGCUGCUUUUAUAGUGACGGUCACCAGAAAAUGGAACGAGAAGUUUGGAUUGAAAAAUCCAAAAACCAAAUCCGUUGAAAUGAUUUUCAUGGAUGAAAAGGGUGCCACAAUUCAAGCCACGAUUGCGAUUCAACUUAUUCGUAAAUUCGAAUAUGUUGAAGAAGGAUUGAUUUAUGCUAUUGCGCACCCAGAUGUGAAGAAUAACGAAGGAAAAUAUAGGGUCACUGGUCAUCCAUACCGCUUUGAGUUUACUCCAUUCACCAAAUUUCAGCAUGGAGAACAAACAACCGGUCUUAGUUUUCCGCCAUCUAGGUUCAGAAUUUCUAGCUUCGUGGAUAUUCAGAACCCACAAAGCAGUCAAGAUCCUUAUUUGAUAG
Molecule: messenger RNA, 486 nt
Organism: Cuscuta epithymum
Lineage: Eukaryota; Viridiplantae; Streptophyta; Magnoliopsida; Solanales; Convolvulaceae
Source: the annotation of a GenBank genome assembly